This is a messenger RNA of Haemonchus placei, 780 nucleotides long. The record is from the annotation of a GenBank genome assembly. NCBI's taxonomy places the organism in Eukaryota, Metazoa, Nematoda, Chromadorea, Rhabditida, Trichostrongylidae.
UUUAAAAAAUAUUUUGACGUUUUCAGUUUCAUCGUUAACUUGGCUUGCUCCGAUUUAUUACUAUGUGUCGUCACAGCUCCAGUAACGUUAUACACAAGUGCAAAUGCGUUUUGGCCUUUUGGCGAUAUCGCUUGCAAAGUGUUGGCGUCUGUUCAAGCGGUGAACACUUUUGUGUCAUCACUUACAUUGGCGUUAAUCGCAAUGGAUCGUGUACUACUAACAAAGUAUCCAGUUAAAUGGCGAUUGGCCGCAACAGCGUCGAUCAUUUGUUACUGCGUCGUUUGGGUUGUAUCGAUCGUUAUCGCCUUACCGUAUUCUCUUACAGUGAAAUCCCAGAAAUUCGAUAAAGUCGAACCGUGGAAUGAUGUACAUACUCCGAAAAUGCUCAGUAUAUGUGGACGAUCUUAUCCAGAAAUCUGUAUGGAAAUCCAGGAUACAUGGGAACGUGCCUAUAUUUCCAAAACCACAUUCACAAUUACGGUGCUAGCUAUUCAGUAUCUACUACCACUAUUUGCACUGGCUUAUGCUUACGUACAAAUUGGAUCAACAAUACGACGUCGAUCAAAAGUGAGCCGAACGAUUAAUCAAGCUCGACGUAUGAGUAUGCAAAGUAGGAACAGGUCAGUGGCGAAGGCUUGUUUGAUAGAAAAAACGAGGAAAAUUUUAUGUCAUGUCACUUUGCCUCUACAAAUUUGGGAAAAGAGUUCCAGUGGGAGCGACCAUUAUGGAUGGCUAGCCAUAAGGGGGACAGAUGCGAACAGGCCGCUUAUGAUGGGUUGA